Messenger RNA from Procambarus clarkii (red swamp crayfish), 1050 nucleotides. The record is from RefSeq and is a predicted model, not a curated record. Lineage: Eukaryota; Metazoa; Arthropoda; Malacostraca; Decapoda; Cambaridae.
AUGUUUGCCUUCUUCCAGCAGCUGGGCAACUCUCCCUUCGCAAGAGACUCGUUAAAGAUGCUUGGUGUGACGGCCACUGGUGGCAAGGGUGUGACGGCCACUGCUGGCCAGGGUGUGACGGCCACUGCUGGCCAGGGUGUGACGGCCACUGGUGGCAAGGGUGUGACGCCCACUGCUGGCAAGGGUGUGACGCCCACUGCUGGCCAGGGUGUGACGCCCACUGCUGGCCAGGGUGUGACGUCCACUGGUGGCAAGGGUGUGACGUCCACUGGUGGCAAGGGUGUGACGUCCACUGGUGGCCAGGGUGUGACGUCCACUGGUGGCAAGGGUGUGACGUCCACUGGUGGCCAGGGUGUGACGUCCACUGGUGGCAAGGGUGUGACGCCCACUGGUGGCAAGGGUGUGACGGCCACUGGUGGCAAGGGUGUGACGGCCACUGGUGGCAAGGGUGUGACGGCCACUGCUGGCCAGGGUGUGACGGCCACUGGUGGCAAGGGUGUGACGCCCACUGGUGGCAAGGGUGUGACGUCCACUGCUGGCCAGGGUGUGACGUCCACUGGUGGCAAGGGUGUGACGUCCACUGGUGGCAAGGGUGUGACGCCCACUACUGGCCAGGGUGUGACGCCCACUGCUGGCAAGGGUGUGACGCCCACUGCUGGCCAGGGUGUGACGGCCACUGGUGGCAAGGGUGUGACGGCCACUGGUGGCAAGGGUGUGACGGCCACUGGUGGCAAGGGUGUGACGCCCACUGCUGGCAAGGGUGUGACGCCCACUGCUGGCCAGGGUGUGACGCCCACUGCUGGCCAGGGUGUGACGGCCACUGGUGGCAAGGGUGGGACGCCCACUGCUGGCCAGGGUGUGACGGCCACUGCUGGCCAGGGUGUGACGGCCACUGCUGGCCAGGGUGUGACGCCCACUGCUGGCCAGGGUGUGACGGCCACUGCUGGCCAGGGUGUGACGCCCACUGCUGGCCAGGGUGUGACGGCCACUGCUGGCCAGGGUGUGACGCCCACUGCUGGCAAGGGUGUGACGCCUCUGGACUCUCAGUAA